Molecule: messenger RNA, 4070 nt
Organism: Diabrotica balteata
Lineage: Eukaryota; Metazoa; Arthropoda; Insecta; Coleoptera; Chrysomelidae
Source: the annotation of a GenBank genome assembly
AGUUGACUGGAUACCAUAACCUUUCAGAACCGAUGUUUGUUUACAUUUUACUGUAUUAUUCAGUUAUUAUUAAAAUACAAUGAAUAAACCAGUAAUAAUAGUAAAGAAACAUGAAUUAAAACUAGUAUAUUUUAAUUAAAUAUGUAUUUUAGAAAUUAGAAUUUUAAUAAAUACUAUCUUAAUCAUGAAAAAGGAAAAAACAGGGGAUAAUAUUUGUGCUGCAGAGUGCCGACCUUUUAAAUUAGCCCAUCAAAUCGUAAGCUUAACAGGUAUAAGUUUUGAGAGGAAAAGUAUAAUAGGUUUUGUUGAACUAACAGUAGUUCCUUUGAGGGACAACUUACGUAUUAUCAAACUAAAUGCCAAACAAUGUCGUAUCUACAGGGUGAUUCUAAAUGAUCACUAUGAAGCACAUUUUCAAUAUUUUGAUCCAUUUUUAGAUGUUUGUCAGUCAGAUACUGAAACGAGAAGCCUCGAAGCAUUUUCUCAACAGCAUCUCACCGCUGCGCUAAGAGUGGAUCCAGAUAAUAAUUCUGGAGAACUAAUUGUGACCAUACCUCCAGAGGCAUCACAUCUAGUAGCAGAAGGAACAGCUUUACGAGUUGGAAUUGAAUUUUCUCUCGAAUGCCCACAGGGUGGAAUACAUUUCGUAGUGCCACCCAAGGAGGGAACUUAUGCAGAGAGAGGAGUCCACUUAUUUACAUAUGGCCACCAAAAUUCAUCUCGUUUAUGGUUCCCAUGUGUGGACAGCUUUGCAGAAACAUGUACUUGGAAACUGGAAUUCACAGUAGAUGAGGAACUAACAGCUGUUUCCAACGGAGACCUCAUAGAAGUGGUCUUCACUCCAGAUAUGAGAAGGAAAACCUACCAUUACACACUAAACAUUCCCACCUGUGCGCCUAAUAUCUCUCUAGCUGUAGGACCUUUUGAAAUUUUUGUAGAUCCAUACAUGCAUGAAGUUACUCAUUUUUGUCUUCCAAAUUUGUUACCCUUGUUGAAAGUGACCACAAGGUAUAUGCAUGAAGCUUUUGAAUUUUAUGAAGAAACAUUGUCCAAUAGAUACCCAUAUUCUUGCUACAAACAGGUCUUUGUAGAUGAAACAUAUGAUGAUUAUAGGUCAUAUGCUACUAUGAGUAUUUUGAGUGUUAAUUUGCUGCAUUCUGCUGUUAUUGUAGACCAGGUGUAUAUUACAAGAAGAGUUAUGGCUCAAGCUAUUGCAGAACAAUUUUUUGGAUGUUUUAUUUCAAUGCAAAACUGGUCUGAUAUGUGGCUCAAUAAAGGUAUUAGUCAGUACUUGUGCGGUCUGUACUGUAAGAAAUCUUUUGGUAACAAUGAGUACAGGGAAUGGGUUCAAAGUAAUUUGUUUGAUGUUGUCAAAUAUGAAGAGGAUUUUGGAGGAAUUAUUCUAGAUCCUAGCCAACCGCCAGCACCUUUACCUGUGGGAUCCAAUCAACCGCAAACAAUGCAGAAAACCAAUGAAGAAAAGUUCUAUUUUUCUAUUAGAAAUCUGCAUACUAUGUCGUCAAUGUAUAUAGAUGCUCUUUAUAAAAAGGCAUUCUUAGUAAUGAGAAUGUUGGAACAUAGGAUUGGUUUGGAACUACUCCUUCAAGUAUUCAAUAAGCAACUGUCCUUAGCUACUAACGCUGCUCAACAGAAGAUAGGAAGCGGACUCUGGGGCCAUAUGCUGAUCAGUACAAAUGUAUUUACUAAAGCGAUAUUUACUGUCACUGGUAAGGAUAUGGCCGUCUUCAUUGAUCAGUGGGUCAGAACUGGAGGACAUGCGAAAUUCCAUUUGACAUCAGUUUUUAAUAGAAAAAGGAAUACCAUCGAACUGGAAAUCCGACAAGAUGCAACAUCAUCCUUAGGGAUCCGAAAGUAUGUUGGUCCUCUCUUAGUCACUCUACAGGAAUUGGAUGGUACGUUCAAGCACAGUUUGCAAAUAGAGAACACCGUUGUGAAAUCGGACAUAACGUGCCAUUCAAAAAGUCGAAGGAAUAAGAAAAAGAAAAUUCCUUUGUGUACUGGCGAAGAGGUUGAUAUGGAUUUAAGUGCAAUGGAUGAUUCACCAGUUUUGUGGAUACGUCUGGACCCGGAAAUGACCCUUCUGAGGUCAGUUGUUAUAGAACAGCCUGAUUACCAAUGGCAGUACCAACUUCGACACGAGAGAGAUGUUACAGCUCAAAUCGAAGCUAUAAUUGCUUUGGAGCGGUAUCCCACUCCUCCUACUCGUUUAGCUCUAACUGACACCAUCGAAAGUGAGCAGUGUUACUAUAAAGUUCGAUGUAGAGCGGCCAAUUGUUUAACGAAGGUAGCAAAUGCAAUGGUAGCCAACUGGGCCGGUCCUCCGGCGAUGUUGGCCAUAUUCCGAAAAUUCUUCGGGUCUUUUGCAGCUCCGCACAUAAUUCGACAAAACAGCUUCCAAAAUUUCCAGCACUAUUACCUUCAGAAAACUAUUCCUCUCGCAAUGGCUGGCUUACGAAACACUCUCGGCAUUUGCCCUCCUGAAGUGGUUCGCUUCUUGCUAGAUUUGUUCAAGUACAACGACAACUCGAAGAACAGACAUUCUGAUAAUUAUUAUAGAGCGGCUUUGGUAGAAGCUUUAGGUAAUACCAUAACACCAGUGGUGUCCGUUGUUGCGCAGGGUACUCCGAUAACAGCUGAAAGUCUUAGCACAGAAACGAAGUUGAUCCUGGAAGAGAUCACCAGGCUGUUGAAUUUAGAAAAAGCAUUACCUUGUUAUAAAUAUACAGUGUCCGUGGCUUGUUUGAAAGCAAUAAGGAAGUUGCAAAAGUUUGGGCAUUUGCCAAGUCGCCCGACUCUGUUCAAGAGCUAUGCAGCUUAUGGUCAUUUUAUUGAUGUAAGAUUAUCUGCAAUGGAAUGCUUAGCAGACUUCGUACGAGCAGAUGGUAAAUAUGAAGAUUUGCAGUAUGUGUUGGAUUUCCUAGAAAAUGAUCCAGAUCCUGGUCUCAAGCACAAACUAGCUACUCUCUUGAUUAAGAAUCCUCCGUUCAAAAGAGCACACCGGAGUAAAGUGGACGUUCCAGAUCUUGUAGAAAGAAUAUGGUCCAAUAUAAAUGGUAUGUUAUCCCACGACACAAGACUUCGUUGCGACUUGGUCGACAUUUACUACACGCUUUAUGGAACAAAACGGCCAGUGUGUCUUCCAAUUGCCGAGCUCCACGAUAUCAUGAAUCCCAGCAAACAUGACGGAAGCAAGAAGAUUAAACUACCCCCGAUUCCCAAAACAGUACCACAACCGACUGAACAAGUUAAAAUAAGGACCCCAUCUCCAACGAUACGGGAAAGUACCUCUCAGACUUUGAUAAUGGAAACAGUUGAUAUGGAUAUAGAGGUGGUGGCUGGCGAAGAGAAGAUAGUAGUUAAGGAAGAAGAAAUCAUGGAUAUAAAAAUAGAAUCUUCCAUCGUCCAAAAACAGGAAUACUUCUCCGACAAUUCGGUAUCGUUACCGGGUCUAGGACAAAGCGGUCCGAUCGGUUUCGAACCGGGUAUGUUCAAAAAAGAAGAUGAAGCCCGACAUAAGAGCGAAUCGCCAGGAAAAAUAAAGAAAAAGAAGAAAGAUAAAAAGAAACACAAACAUAAACAUAAACACAAACACGAACAUAAACAUAAGGAUAAAGAAAAAAAGGAGAAGGAUCCGAAUAAGUUAAGGUUGAAAGAAGAUACGCUGAGCUCGAUGAGCUCGACUCCUAGUCCGAAUCCCAUGUCUAUAGGAAGUGCAGAAACAAUUUAACUUGCGGAAGAACGAUAACGGCUAUAUUUGUUACGAAUGUGUCGUACUCUGUAUGUUCUCAAUCAUAUCUUUUUAUAUUAAUCUUUUAAACUUAUUCCGGACUAUUUCAGAUGUCACGAAGAGCGGUGGAGUUUUUUAUUACUUAAUGACACUUUUACGCGCUUAAAUUGAGUGCAUAUCCACGAAUUGUUACCAAAAGUCCGGUCAAGAACUCUUCAAAACAGAUUAGAAUAAUGAAAAGCACAAUAUAAUAUAAGAGCCCUCAAUAUCACGAAUUUGAGUUACAUAAGAUAUUUUUUAAUAAAAGUCACCAAAAUUGUUU